CGUCUAUAUAACAUUUGCGCUACCAUGUUCACGAUUUAUAGAAUGCGGUGACGACAUUUGCUACUUUGACGUUUAAAUUGGUUGUCACGGCGUAUACCAAGAAUGGAUGACCCUGAAGAGCAACGUGUGUUUCUAGCGGCCAUCAACUCUUUCUAUUCGUACCGACGUGCCGCUCAUCUCAAUGUCACCCAUACGCGAAGGCAAUGCUUCUAUAACCUACCAGAAAGCCAUUGGAGCCUCCUCGCGCGGGAGCCAUUCAACUUACAGAAAGUUUUCAAUGAUGUAGACGAUGCAAUCGACUCGAAUGCAGACAUCGCAGAGGCGAUUGCAAAUGCCGGGUUUCAGUCGUUCGGUCUUGAGCCACCGGAGAAGCUAGAUUCAGCGGCAAAUGUAUCACCAAGUGACUUAGACAAGGCUCGAAGUACGAUACGGCAACUGUAUAGAGAUUGGUCUGCUGAGGGCGAAGCUGAACGCCUCGCAUCAUAUGUCCCUGUGUUUGCCGCGUUGCGAACGCAUUUUCCAUUUCCUGAAACUGAACUCCACGGGAUAAACAUCCUCGUCCCUGGCGCUGGACUUGGGCGGCUUGUCUUAGAACUUGCAAAGGCUGGAUACACAGUGGAAGGGAAUGAGAUCAGCUAUCACCAACUUCUCGCCAGCUCCUUCAUGCUGAAUCACACUCAGAGGGCUAGGCAGUUUGAGCUAUAUCCGUGGGCUCUCACAUUCAGCAAUCAUCUCUCUCGCUCCAACCAGAUGGAGAAGAUUAUGGUCCCGGACGUGCAUCCAGGGACAUUCUUGGACGAGGCGAGCCAAGGGCUUCCUAUUCAUGCCGGCGAAAGGAUGUCCAUGGCAGCUGCCGAUUUCUGUGAGGUGUACAAACAGCCUACCGCAUCAGCGACAUUCGACGCAGUCGUCACGGUCUUCUUUAUCGAUACUGCGCCGAAUCUAAUCCACUACAUCCAAGCCGUGCACAAUUGUUUGAAGGAUGGCGGUUUGUGGGUCAAUCUAGGACCUUUAUUGUUCCAUUUUGAUGGGAAUGCUGCUUCGAGGGGGGACACCGAGGAUAUGGAGACAUCACAGAAUGACGAUGGGGGACGGUUCAAGGGGAUAGGAGAACCCGGCUCGGUGGAGCUGACGAACGAAGAAGUUCUCGACCUCGUCGAGAGGCUCGGGUUCAAAGUGGUGGAGAGUAAGGAGACGGGGUUAGAAACGGGAUAUAUUCAAGAUCCACGGGCGAUGCUGAAUUAUAGUUACAGACCAUCGUUCUGGGUUGCGAAGAAGUGUGGGCCUAUGCCAGCAAAUUUAUCGUGAGAAUAAAUUCCACUUGGAAAAUGAAUCUCAUUGAUCCUAACAAAC
Messenger RNA from Eremomyces bilateralis CBS 781.70, 1353 nucleotides. RefSeq names its product N2227-domain-containing protein. The transcript has 3 exons. The record is from RefSeq and is a predicted model, not a curated record. The coding region runs from base 103 to 1308 and encodes 401 amino acids. Gene Ontology annotation, molecular function: S-adenosylmethionine-dependent methyltransferase activity. NCBI's taxonomy places the organism in Eukaryota, Fungi, Ascomycota, Dothideomycetes, Eremomycetales, Eremomycetaceae.